AAUUUCAUCAAUUCCUUGACGAACGCAAAUUUUUACUAACUUUUAAAUAUCCUAUUAUGAGUGCAAAAAUUAAAGCGGUUGUCCUUCAUGAAAAAGGUGGUCAACAAGUUGUUGAAGAAGUAGAUAAGCCUACUCCAAAACCUCAACCUAAUGCAUCCAUUCCUGGUGAACUCGGUGACUUAUUAGUUAAAGUAAAAACUGUGGCUUUGAAUCCCGUCGAUUGGAAACAGGCUGAAAUAGGGUUCUUUAUCGAUGGAUAUCCUGUUACUCUUGGUUCCGAUGCAGCCGGAAUUGUUGAAGCUGUAGGAAAUGGAGUUACCGGUUUUUCUGUAGGAGAUGAAGUUAUGGCUCAUACAAAACUAGGUGUUCCCGGAGGAUAUGGCGCAUUUUCAGAAUAUGCUUUAUUCGAAGCUGCUACUACAUUUAAGAAACCACCGCAUUUGACUUGGGAAGAAGCCGCAUCAAUUCCUGUGGGAUCUUUGACGGCAGCACUCGGUUUGUAUCAUAACUUGAAUUUGCCGCUUCCUACAGAAAAUCCAAGUUUCUUUCGUGAAGAAUUUAUUUUGAUUUGGGGAGGUUCUUCCUCAAUUGGUUCUUAUGCAAUACAACUUGCUGCUAAUACGGGACUUACUGUUAUCACAACAGCUUCUCCAAAAAAUAAUGAUUAUCUUAGAUCAAUUGGAGCAGCCCAUGUUAUUGACUAUAAUGCACCUGAUGUUGUUGAUCAAAUUAAUUCUAUUACAAAAAAUAAUUUAAAAUAUGCUCUUGAUGUUAUUGGUUCAGAAAGUUCUAAUAUCGCGUUAAAGGUUUUAUCACAAAAUGGAAAAAUUGCUUGGGCGGCAGGUCCUCCUACUGAUAAAAAAGAAGGUGUUCAAGAAACGGGUAUUGUACUUGGUGAAUGUCAUAGAGAUACUAAGGGUGCUCUCAAGAAUGUCAAUCGACUUUUGAAGGUUGUUGAACAGUUACUUUUUGAAGGAAGGAUUCGACCUAAUAAUGUUGAAGUUAUUGAAGGUGGGCUUAAUGCUAUUCCUGAUGGUUUGCAAAAAUUAAAGAAAGGUGUUAGUGCAAAAAAAUUGAUUGUUAAAAUUGAUUAAGAUAUCUGUUUAAUAUCAUGUACAUUUCAAAGAAAACAUAAAUAUUUAUAUAUGAAAUAAAUUUUUAUUUAAAAUAUUUAA
Messenger RNA from Rhizophagus irregularis DAOM 181602=DAOM 197198, 1175 nucleotides. RefSeq lists its product as uncharacterized. Lineage: Eukaryota; Fungi; Glomeromycota; Glomeromycetes; Glomerales; Glomeraceae. The record is from RefSeq and is a predicted model, not a curated record. Gene Ontology annotation, molecular function: oxidoreductase activity, acting on NAD(P)H.